AUGAGUAUUCGACGACUUCCAAAACAUGUCUUCUCGUCCAUUUUGUCAAACAGUUCAAUUUAUUCACAGCUAAGUGUUGUCAAAGAACUUGUUGAGAAUAGUAUAGAUGCUCUAGAGGACGUAAAAAACGCGCAAGUAUAUGUUGAGAUAGAUGUGAAAACGGGUGGGUUAAAUCAUUUGUUGGUGAAAGAUAAUGGCGCAGGGGUAGCUGAAAAUGGACAGACGCUUAUGUGCUUGAAUGGUACCACUUCUAAACUUACCUCAAUGACCGAUUUGGAUAAGGGUGUAAAGACUUGUGGCUUCAGAGGUGAAGCACUUUACUUUAUCAGUCAAAUAGCUUCAAGUCUGGUGAUUAGUACUCGUACAAAAGACGGUGAUGUCUGCAGGGUUUGGAGAGUGAAUAAGCAGGGUUUUCCUGAUCUGGUCCCCGAUAAACUGGCAGGUCCGGUGGGGACUACUGUUAAGAUAGAAGGACUUUUUAAAAGUGCUCCCGUUCGUCGUAAAUUUCUAGAGAAGCACGUCAGGAAGACUGCUGAGCAGGUGUAUCAUAUGAUUUUAGCCUACGCUUUUAUACACAGAAGUAUUAGAUUUCAAUUAAGGUUGGUGAAUCUAAAUGCGAACGGUAAUGUGGUGUCCCAUUCGGGUAAGGAUACAAUAUUCUUAAGUAAGCUACCUCGAGUUCGCUUGCUGUUCAAUAUUCUUAAACUUCGGUCCAGCGACAGUCUUUAUGAGGUCGAAAGACAAAUAGAGGUGAGUAAUUCUGCUGAAACGUUUUAUUCAGUAAAGUUGGAUGCUAUACUACCCAAGAUGAGAGCUCAAGAUGAGAUUUCGGCCAAGAGGCAUGUGAAAGUUCUCACAGUUAACAAUCGACCGUUAAGUUUAGCACUAAAGUUUGGUAGAAAAUUGUCUCGGAUAGUCAAUCAAGCUUAUACUGAGAAUCUCCUUUUAGCACCCUCUAUUUGGUACCUCAGUCUGAGUAUUCCUGCUGAAAGAGUUGAUGUUAACAUUGAGCCUGCAAAGUCUGAUAUAAUGGUUUCCCAUGAGAAUAUAUUGUUUGAAGAAGUUUUAAAGACUUUGGUCACUGAGGUCUGUCAUUGGCAUCAGUUGGAAAAUGAAUCCACGAAUAUUCCACAGGAUCCUCUUCCCGAUAUUUCAGUUGAAUCCGUGCGUGCUUCGCAAGCAGACAGGAGUCUGUUUGUCGAUAGUAUUGAUGAAUUGCAGAAUAAGAGUGUUUCAAAGCCUAUGGAGUAUAUCAAUCCCUUGGAUCUUCACAAACCUACAGUUCCUUUCAAGGAUUCAUCUGACAGCAUAGGUAGUCACUCAGACCUUGAUAUUCAGCUUAUUGGUUAUCAUCACAUUUCUGAUGAUUCCUCGUUCACUGAUUUUCCAGACCUACAUCUCAAUGAUCCGGCAUCACCCAGUAUACGUCCUAAAGUGCAAAGCUUACUCCCUGUUAUUAAAAUGCCCUCCACUUCCGAGAUGAGUCAGCAUACUUUGGGCUUAGUAGAAGAGGCUGAAUUUCAGCCGUCGAACAAUAGUGCCCACCGUAAGAGAGUGCUGCUGCAGGAAUAUCAAUGGGCGAAAAGAGCUGAGACUCCUUCCGUCUUGAUCCGCACAGGGUUCACCGUGUUGUAUGAAAGAUCCGAAGGUGAGCAUACAGAUGCGGACUCACUAAAUAUUAACUUAGGUGAGCUGGGAAUCUACAAAAUAACAGUUUAG
This is a messenger RNA of Brettanomyces nanus, 1719 nucleotides long. RefSeq lists its product as uncharacterized. The transcript has a single exon. The coding region runs from base 1 to 1719 and encodes 572 amino acids. Gene Ontology annotation, cellular component: MutLalpha complex. Gene Ontology annotation, molecular function: ATP-dependent DNA damage sensor activity; ATP binding; ATP hydrolysis activity. NCBI's taxonomy places the organism in Eukaryota, Fungi, Ascomycota, Pichiomycetes, Pichiales, Pichiaceae. Gene Ontology annotation, biological process: mismatch repair. The record is from RefSeq and is a predicted model, not a curated record.